This is a messenger RNA of Cyclopterus lumpus (lumpfish), 3256 nucleotides long. It is a transcript of the gene sec63, whose product is annotated as SEC63 homolog, protein translocation regulator. Bases 178 to 2538 code for a protein of 786 amino acids. Gene Ontology annotation, cellular component: Sec62/Sec63 complex. The record is from RefSeq and is a predicted model, not a curated record. Gene Ontology annotation, molecular function: RNA binding; transmembrane protein transporter activity. Gene Ontology annotation, biological process: SRP-dependent cotranslational protein targeting to membrane; post-translational protein targeting to endoplasmic reticulum membrane. Lineage: Eukaryota; Metazoa; Chordata; Actinopteri; Perciformes; Cyclopteridae. The transcript is spliced from 20 exons.
GAACAAGAAGAAGAAGAAGGGUAACAUUGCGCAUGCGUACACCACGUACACCGAUGAUCGGAGCUGUCUCGGCUGGAUGCUAGCUGGCUAGCUAACGGUCUGUCAAGUCGCACACAUUGGGCUAGAAGGGGAAAGCGCAGCGGUGGAGAAGAAGGGCGACUUGAGCGCCGCGACGAAAUGGCCGGCCAACAGUUCCAGUACGACGACAGCGGCAACACCUUUUUCUAUUUCCUCACGUCCUUCGUCGGACUCAUUGUGGUCCCGGCUACAUAUUACCUCUGGCCCCGGGAUCAGAAUGCUGAACAACUGCGUCUGAAGAGCCUGCGGAGGGUGCAUGGCAGGUGUCUGUGGUACCGGCUCAGGCUGAUGAAGUCACAGCAGAGCAUCGUCCCAACAUUAAAGAAAGCAGCCUUGUUGUUUGGCUGGGCUGUGUUCCUGCUGCUAGCCUACAAGGUGUCCAAGCUGGACAGGGAGUACCAGGAGUAUAACCCAUAUGAAGUCCUCAACUUGGACCCGGGCGCAUCGCUGUCAGAAAUCAAGAAGCAAUACCGUGUGCUGUCGCUCAAGUACCAUCCGGACAAAGGUGGUGAUGAGUCCACGUUCAUGAGAAUUGCCAAAGCCUAUGCUGCUCUAACCAAUGAACAGUCACGACAGAACUGGGAAACAUACGGCAACCCGGACGGUCCAGGAGCAACCAGCUUUGGUAUUGCCCUGCCGGCCUGGAUUGUUGACCAGAAGAAUUCAAUGCUGGUGCUGUUGGUAUAUGGACUCGCCUUUAUGGUCAUCCUUCCUGUGGUUGUGGGCACAUGGUGGUACCGCUCCAUCCGAUACAGCGGAGACCAGAUUCUCAUCAACACCACGCAGCUCUUCAUGCAUUUCAUGUACAAGACGCCCAACAUGAACAUGAAGCGUUUGGCGAUGGUAUUGACAGCAGCGUUUGAGUUUGACCCUCGCAGCAAUAAAGACGCCACCAUACGACCAACAGACAACAUCGAAGUGCCACAGUUGAUCCGCGAGUUGGGGAAUAUCAAUGUGAAGAAGAAGGAGCCUCCAUUCUGCUAUCCUUACAGUUUGAAGGCCAGGGUCUUGGUGCUUGCCCACCUGGCACGCAUGGACGUGUCGGAGGAGUUGGAGGAAGAUCAGAGGUUUGUGGUGAGGAAGAGUCCAGCUCUCCUGCAGGAGAUGAUCAACGUGGGCUGUCAGCUUACUAUGAUGGCCAACAGCAGAGGAGGUUUCCAUGCUCCUCGACUGGUAACCAUAGAGAACUGUAUGAAGCUGACCCAAAUGAUAGUGCAGGGUCUGCAGGAGUCAAAGUCCCCACUGUUGCAGCUGCCCCACUUUGAGGAGGAGCACCUCCGCUACUGCAUCUCUAAGAAGUAUAAAGUUCGGAGCCUCCAGGACCUGGUCAGCCUCAAGGACUCUGACAGACGCAGCAUGCUGCGUUUCUUGGGGGAGGAUAAGUACGAUGAGGUCUUGGCUGUGCUGGGCAGCUUCCCUCACAUCGCCAUGGUCACCAAACUGCAGGUCCUUGAUGAUGAAGACAGCAAUAACAUCACAGCAGGGUCUAUUGUUACAGUAACUGUCACCUUAACCAGAAAACGGAUGGCGGAGGUGUUUGAAAAGGAACAGGAUUCAUCACCGUGUCUAACAGAGGAGGCUGCCACUACAGAGGAAGCGGGAGACGCGAGUAAAACCAAAACAAAAGUGUGGCAGAACAAGAGUAAAGCUGCUAAAAAGACACCCAAGUCAAAGAAGAAAAAAAUAACCAAGAAGAAGGCCCCUCCUGCACCUGCUAAAACCAAGCAGGCCAAUGGCAACGUGGCAGGAAGUGAAGUCGUAGCAGCAACAGCUUCAGCGUCAGCUGCAGCAGCAGCAACAACAACAACAACAACAACAACAGCAGCAACAACAACAACAACAACAACGACAGCAGCAGUAGUAGUGAAGGAGGAAGAGGAGGAAGCCUCGGACAAGGGCAGCGAGUCGGACGAGGCCGAGGCUGAGGCCAACAAGGACUCUCCCAGCGAGAGAGACGAGGACAGCGACAAGCAGAGCGACACGGAGGUGGACGAGAUGGCCGGCGACGAUGAAGAGGAGUGGGAGGCGUUGCAGCAAAGCAUCCAGCGGCGAGAGCGCGCUCUGCUGGAGACCAAGUCAAAGGUGACGCACCCCGUCUACAGCCUCUACUUCCCCGAGGAGAAGCACGAGUGGUGGUGGCUCUACAUCGCCGACCGCAGAGAUCAGACCCUCGUCUCCAUGCCCUACCACGUCUGCACGUUAAAAGACACGGAAGAGGUGGAGCUGAAGUUUCCAGCCCCCUCCAAGACGGGCAACUACCAAUAUUCUAUCAUCCUUCGCUCUGAUUCCUACCUCGGACUGGACCAGAUCAGGCCACUCAAGCUGGAGGUCCACGAGGCCAAGGCCAUGCUGGACAACCACCCACAGUGGGACAUCCCCGACACGGAGGAGGAGGAUGAGGAGCAGGAGGACAGCGACGGCAUUGAGGAGAGCGAGGACGACGAAGAGGACAACGACUGAAUGCGAAUGCGCGCACACGCUCAGCCCCGCCCCUCCCCUCUCCGAUGGACUGGCCACCCACUCACUCCUGACCCCACAGCGGCACCCAAGAGCAGCGUACAAGGAGGGCCCGCCACACACACGCACACGCACGCACACACGCACACACACACACACACACACACACACACACACACAGAGACACACACACACACACACACACACACACACACACAGAAUCACCGGGGAGAGUUUAUACACACAGAGCCCUCCUUCUUCUCUUCAAUUUUAUCUUUACAUGGACUGUGACCCCGCCCCUCCACUUUCCCCCUUUUCUACAGAGACUUGUUCAUUAACUUUCCGUUGCUGGCGGAAGAGAAUUCUGUGAAUACUUACCCAGGCCCAUGUGUGUGUGUGUGUGUGUGUGUGGGUGGGUGGGUGUGCACGUGAGUGUGAGCGGACGGGGUGUGUGUGUGUUUGUAUCCUUUUAUGUGUUUGUAAAGGUAUGAAAGAUUGACACACUGUGGACUGGAGGACCUAUUAUCUGGGCUCUUUUCUUCUUUUCUUGAGGUGGAGUGGGAAAUGUACAACAGCUAGUUUGCAAAAUUAACAGAAACUCAUGACCUCCGUAUGGACUUCAUGACAUCGCUCUCGCUCCUAAUUUUUAAAAUCACUUGGCACCGAUGUUUUCCACAUUAAUGAUACUUUCUAUUGUACAAUUAAAAUCUGCAGAAGUGUG